This is a messenger RNA of Dromiciops gliroides (monito del monte), 429 nucleotides long. Its product is annotated as 60S ribosomal protein L37a-like. Lineage: Eukaryota; Metazoa; Chordata; Mammalia; Microbiotheria; Microbiotheriidae. The record is from RefSeq and is a predicted model, not a curated record. The coding region runs from base 1 to 429 and encodes 142 amino acids. Gene Ontology annotation, biological process: translation. Gene Ontology annotation, molecular function: structural constituent of ribosome. The transcript is spliced from 2 exons. Gene Ontology annotation, cellular component: ribosome.
AUGGGUUGGACUGAGAUCACUUGUGAAUGUAGAGGGGUUUAUCUUGGCAAGGAGAAGGAUCACCUCUUUGUGUGGGACAGUGAUGAAGGAGGAGAUAAUAGUGGAAGGCAUCUGAGUGAUCUCUUCAAGUUCCGGGCCAUAACUGGCAACAGGGCUAAAUGCACCAAAAGGGUCAGAAUUGUUGGUAAAUAUGAAACACAUUAUGGUGAAUCCCUCAGAAAAAUGGUGAAGAAAAUUGAAAUUAGCCAGCAUGCCAAGUAUACCUGUUCCUUCUGUGGCAAGACCAAAAUGAAGAGACAGGCUGUGGAUAUCUGGCAUUGUGGAUCCUGUAUGAAAACAGUAGCUGGUGGUACAUGGACCUACAAUACCAUCUCUGCAGUUACAGUCAAAUCCGCCAUCAGAAGACUGAAGGAAUUGAAAGACCAGUAA